This is a messenger RNA of Plectropomus leopardus (leopard coralgrouper), 1231 nucleotides long. The record is from RefSeq and is a predicted model, not a curated record. Lineage: Eukaryota; Metazoa; Chordata; Actinopteri; Perciformes; Serranidae.
UUUAAAGAGGAGAGAGGACUGUACCAGGACAAGGUGUUCUGCUUUGUCCACCUGACUGUUCAGGAAUUUCUGGCUGCUGUUCAUGUCCACCUGACCUUCAUCAACUCUGGAGUCAAUCUGAUGGCUGAAGAGCAAACAACCCCUCAUGAAUCUGCAGAGACCCAGUUCUACCAGAGUGCUGUAGACAAGGCCUUACAGAGUCCAAAUGGACACCUGGACUUGUUCCUCCGAUUCCUCUUGGGCCUUUCAGUGCGGGCCAAUCAGACUCUCUUACGAGGUCUGCUGACACCUACAGAAGGAGGAUUACACACCCAUCAGGACAUAGUCCAGUAUAUAAAUGAGAAAAUUGAGGAGAAUCCCCUUCCAGAAAGAAGCGUCAAUCUGUUCCACUGUCUGAAUGAACUGAACGACAGUUCUCUAGUGGAAAAGAUCCAACAGUCCCUGAGCUCAGGAAGACUAUCCAGGGAGAAACUCUCUCCUGCUCAGUGGUCAGCUCUGGUGUUCAUUUUACUGUCAUCAGAAAAUGAUCUGGAUGUGUUUGACAUGGAGAAAUACACCAGGAACAGCGAUGACGGCUCUUCAGACGAAGCUCUUCUGAGGCUGCUGCCAGUGGUCAAAGUAUCCACAAAAGCUCGGCUGAGUGGCUGUAACCUGUCAGAGAGAAGCUGUGAAGCUCUGUCAUCAGUUCUCUGCUCAGAGUCCUCUAAUCUUAGAGAGCUGGAUCUGAGUAACAACAACCUGCAGGAUUCAGGAGUGGAGCAGCUUUCUGCUGGACUGAAGAGUCCAUACUGUACCCUGGAAACUCUCAGUCUGAAUCACUGUAACCUCUCAGAGGGAAGCUGUAAAGCUCUGUCCUCAGCUCUCAGCUCCCAGGCCUCCAGUCUGAGAGAGCUGGACCUCAGUAACAACGAUUUGCAGGAUUCGGGAAUUAAGCUGCUGUCUUCUGGACUAGAGUAUCCACAAUGUAUUCUGAAAACUCUCAGGUUGUCAGGUUGUCUGAUCACAGAGGAGGGCUGUGCUUCUCUGGCCUCGGCUCUGAGCUCCAACCCCGCUCAUCUGAGAGAGCUGGAUCUGAGCUACAAUCAUCCAGGAGACUCAGGAGUGCAGCAGCUGUCCCCUGGACCAGACAAUCGACACUGGAGUCUGGACACAGUCAGGGUGGAGCCUCGUGGAGCCAGAUGGUUGAGACCAGGUCUGAAGAAGUAUUCCUGUGAACUCACGAUCGACACAA